Molecule: messenger RNA, 1863 nt
Organism: Penicillium cosmopolitanum
Lineage: Eukaryota; Fungi; Ascomycota; Eurotiomycetes; Eurotiales; Aspergillaceae
Product: putative C6 transcription factor
Exons: 6
Biological process (GO): DNA-templated transcription; regulation of DNA-templated transcription
Molecular function (GO): DNA-binding transcription factor activity, RNA polymerase II-specific; zinc ion binding; DNA binding
Source: RefSeq, a predicted model, not a curated record
AUCAAAUGCGACGCGGCCCAACCGCAAUGUGAAUGGUGCUGCCACCAUAACUUGCCUUGCACCUACGAUAGAGUGGUGACUCGAAAACGAAAGACUCGGGAUGAUGAUGGUGCCCAGCCCAAGGCCUCGCGUCUCUCGGAACGAAUCAGUCGUAUCGAGCAGGCUUUAGCCAACAGCUUCCCGGAAUUAGAUUCAGCGACGCUGGAUUUCUCCCAGAUGCAAACAUUGGAUGACAACACAACUGCGAGCAGCUCGCCUAGUACAACAAGCAGCCACCUUCCCUCUGCAGUACCAUCUACAGUCGGCGUCCAUUUUGCCGGACGUGAGCUGGGCGCGAUUAGUCUGCUCACGGGUAUUCCUUUCCUUCUACCAGAAGGCCAAGAAUGGGUCCAGGCCCGCACAGGCCAGACCAUCUCGCGGGAUAACCUCAGUCCAGCCCGAGCACCGUGGGAAAAGGAGCGCGGACAGAGCACUAACAAUCUUUUCAACAAUCUUUCGAACCAGAACAUGUUCGAACUACCCGAUUUGCGAGUCUUACGACUCUAUCUUGAGGCUUACAAGAAAUCAUUCGUAAUGCAACGUCUAUUCCCCGUCGUGGAUCUAGAUCUAUUCGAGGAAACGAUUAUAUCGGCCUACAAACAGCCACACUCUACUUUCAGUCACGGCCAGGCUAGUAGCCGCGCAUGCGUUAUUGCUUUUCUGGCAUUUGUCUCUCGUCUUCCCCCAAUCAAGGAAUUCGUGAUGAACUCCCCGCUGGGAGAAGUAGACUAUGAUGCCCUGGCUAUCAAAGCCCAGUUCUUUCUCACGCAGGUAUUACAAGAGCCUGCGAGCUUGGAAGGGGCACAGGCAGUCACCAAUCUGACUCUCUUCGAGCUUUCGUCCGGAAACAUGCGGGCAACCAACUACUUCGCUGCGAUCGCCGCCCGUUUCUUAUUCAUGCUCGGUGCCAAUCUUGGUAAUCCCCCACAGGGUUCUCAAAGUAUUCGUGCAGGGAAACGACAUCGGUCUCUUCGCAAUCUUUUCUGGAUUUGCUACACCCUCGAUAAAGACAUUUGCCUGCGAACAGGCCAACCACCUACAAUCGCAGACGAGCAUUGUGACUUGACUCUACCACCAGGAUACAUAGAGCGAGCCUUCACCGACCCAGAGAGCGAAGAAUCGACCAACAUUGACCCGAUAUUCCCAUUCGAUUUGAGACUCAGUGUGAUCAAAUCGCGAGCACAUAGCGCAUUGUACUCGGUAAGCUCUCUGAAAAAGUCUGACGCAGACUUGUUAAAGUCAAUACGAGAGUUGGACGAUGAGCUGGAAGAAUGGCGCGCAGCAGUCCCAGCGCAUUGGCGCCCGACUAUGUCCUUUGCACAGGAUGCUUCGGAUCCAAAUGUCAGCAUGCACUCUGUCAUGCUGCGGAUGAACUAUUAUCUCUGCAUGUCCAUCAUUCAUCAGGCGAGUAGUCGGUGCAAGGCAUGGGUGAAUGGAAGCGGGGGGUUGGUUGAUGGAAUUAGUUCCAGUCUCACAUUGUCCGUUGAGGCCAGUCGAUCGACAUUAUGCUACUUGGAAUCUGCAGAGCAUGUUCUAGUUGAUGGAGUCUUUUGGACGCUCAUAUACUAUCCCAUAUCUGCUCUUCUUACGAUUUUCUGCAGCAUUCUUCAGAAUCCGCUCGAUCCCCGCUCGCGUGAUGAUAUGGGUCUUCUGAGGGUGGCAACGGUAAUGAUGAGACGUAUUUUCACCCGCAAAUUGCCAGAGAACGAAGCAGCCCAAUUCAGGAUAGUGGCCGACUUUGUGGUUGAACUGAAAAGACUGGCAGAGUGUGCCAUCGAUAAAGCGUGGCGCGAGCAGAGUACCGGCUCGCUUUUAUCUAAUUAA